Molecule: messenger RNA, 1781 nt
Organism: Daphnia pulicaria
Lineage: Eukaryota; Metazoa; Arthropoda; Branchiopoda; Diplostraca; Daphniidae
Gene: kra
Product: protein krasavietz-like
Exons: 11
Coding region: 155-1411 (418 amino acids)
Cellular component (GO): membrane; cytoplasm
Molecular function (GO): protein binding
Source: RefSeq, a predicted model, not a curated record
UGGCAACAGCGUUCCAAUCUUCCAAUCCUCAAUUUUGAGGAAUCACCAUCGCCAUUCUUCACAAUUAGCUUACCGACCAAAUUGCCGCACGUUGUUUCGUGACGCUUCGUACGUCAUUAAUUUACCUCCAGUCGGCGUUCCAAUUGCUUGUUGUAUGAGUCAGAAGACAGAAAAACCCACACUCUCAGGCCAGCGAAUCAAGACUCGAAAAAGGGAUGAAAAGGAGAAGUAUGAUCCUGUUGGAUUUCGAGAUAGUGUUCUUGCAGGAUUUGCUGAAGCUGGUGAUGAUUUGGAGUCCAUCUACAAGUACUUGGACCUUGCUGGAUCCAAGUUAGAUUACCGUCGCUAUGGGGAGGCCCUUUUCGAUAUUCUUAUAGCAGGAGGUUUAUUGGCUCCUGGUGGAACACUGGUACAAGAUGGAAAAUCAUGUCGAACUGAAAGUUGUCUUUUCGGUGGACCUGACUCUAUGGAACAUGUUAAAGGAUGGGAACAGGUUUUUACCAAGUUAAUGCGCCGCUAUAAGUAUUUAGAAAAACUUUUGGAAGAGGAAAUGAAGAAAGUCUUAGUGUACAUAAAAGGAUUUAAUGAUUCAGAGCGUGUUAAACUCGCCAGAAUGACAGCUCUUUGGAUCUCGAAUGGCUCAGUCCCUCCAGCUGUUCUUAAUUCCCUUAUAAAUGAACAUCUGGUCAAGGAUGGAUUGGCCCUUGACUUUUUACUAAUCGUUUUUGUUACUUGGAAGCAAGAGAAAGGAGCUAGCAGUCUUACUACCGCGUUGAGGAAAGCUGGCAUCGAUUCUAGCUUACCGGAAUUUUUCCCACCAAACAAACGAACGGAAGAGAAUUUCAAACUUGUUUUUGAAGAAAAUGGUCUCAUGGAAGUUCUUCGCUUUCAAAAAGCUCAGGCCAAUCAAGGAAACAAGAAGGAUUUGCAAAACCAAUUGGAAGAAGAUAUUAGUGAAAAUAAGCCGGUGAAGGACAUAAUUGCUUCAGUCAAGGAUGCGGUCGUCAAAUUUCAUUUGCAGGAGCAUGAAGUUAUCACUUCGUUGUGGAAUACCGUUAUGGGAGCAGUUGAAUGGAACAAAAAAGAAGAGUUGGUUGCUGAACAAGCGUUAAAGCAUUUACGUCAGUAUGCUCCACUCUUUUCCUCAUUUACGCAAACAAGCCGCUCUGAGCUUGCUCUACUAGUACGCGUCCAGGAAUUUUGCUACGAAAACAUGAAUUUCAUGAAAGUCUUCCAAAAAAUUGUUCUCCUUUUUUACAAAACCGAUGUAUUGUCUGAAGACACCAUUAUUAAGUGGUACAAAGAGGCACAUUCAGUGAAGGGCAAAUCUGUCUUCUUGGAGCAAAUGAGUAAAUUCAUUGAGUGGCUUCAAAACGCCGAAGAAGAAUCUGAAUCUGCUGGAGAUGACUGAGUAAACAAUAUUGAAGCGUUAGCUGCAUUGCUGUUUUCUAGGAUGAAUUGCUCUUGGCACACUCACUUCACAUUUCCUUCUUUUAAUCAAUCUCUUGGAGUUUUUUUUUCCUUUUCUUUGGACGUUCCGUUCUUUACAUUGUUUGAUCAAGUAAAGGAAUCUAUGAAAUUAUUAGCUUCACAAAGGAAAAACAUCUAGUAAUUUUUUUUAAAUUUUUUAUUAUUAUAAUUUGCAUUCCCUUAACCUUAUCACAUUUGUUGGGAAUUCGCUGACGUCUUCUGUACGCACGAUCCCAUCUUUAAAUGCUUUACUUAUCAGUUUGGGUGUGUGGGAUACUCUUUGAGACAAUACAACAAGUUUCACGAUAAAA